AUGGCGGCGGCAGCUGCAUCAGGUUCGGGUAUCCCGGCUAACUCCACGGUUUAUGUGCGCAACCUAGAAGAGCGCGUGAAAAUAGACGAGUUGAAAGAUGCUCUUUCGGAAAUCUUCUCUGAAUAUGGCGAAGUCCUUGAAAUCGUCGCGAAGAGAAACCUCAGAGCAAAAGGCCAAGCUUUCAUCGUAUUCGAUAACGUCGAAUCUGCGCAACGGGCGAUCGAGGAAGUCAACGGCUUUGAUCUACUAGGGAAACCCAUGGUUGUCGACUUUGCGAAAACGAGAAGCGAUGCGACUGUGUUAAAAGAAAACGGCCCUGAUGAAUUAGAAGUCCACAAGCGGCGACGUUUGGCUGAGAAAGAAAGGAAACAGGCUCACGAAGUACUCGAGACACAGCAGAAACUCAAGCGUCCCAGCGGCGUUGUACCUGUUCCAGCCGAAACUGGACGCCCGGCCAAAACAGCUCGCGGGGCUGGACUCAAACCAUCCAACGCCACUACUACGGUCAUCCCAGACGAAUACCUGCCGCCCAACAAAAUUCUUUUCCUCCGAGAAUUGCCAGACGAUAUCGACUCGGAUUCGCUUACUGCCGUUUUUGGACGUUUUGAAGGUUUCCGGGAAGUGCGCUUGGUGCCUGGUCGCAAGGGUAUCGCAUUCGUUGAAUAUGAGAGUGAAGCUGGUGCUAUAAGUGCAAAAGAAGCCACGUCUGGAAUGCCCAUGGGGCCUAAUAAUAAACCUGUUCGUGUCACUUACCAACGACAAUAG
Messenger RNA from Talaromyces rugulosus, 765 nucleotides. RefSeq lists its product as uncharacterized. Gene Ontology annotation, cellular component: U1 snRNP. The record is from RefSeq and is a predicted model, not a curated record. Gene Ontology annotation, molecular function: U1 snRNA binding. Lineage: Eukaryota; Fungi; Ascomycota; Eurotiomycetes; Eurotiales; Trichocomaceae. The transcript is spliced from 4 exons. Bases 1 to 765 code for a protein of 254 amino acids. Gene Ontology annotation, biological process: mRNA splicing, via spliceosome.